CGUGGAGGUCAUUCAUAAUUCACAACACUUGGAUAUAUAAACUAUUUAUUUAUUUCAUCAUGAAUAAAUCAGUAAAUGGGGAGAACAACAAUCAAGCAUACCUCGCGAGUAAAUUGCAACUAGCGGAUGCUCUGAGCGAUCGUCGGUUCUAGAGUACGGUAGAUCCAACCGAGCACCAUAAGAUUUGCUUUUUCCCAAGUCAGAAGCAAAUGAUAUCGUCUUCUAGAUGCAGAGCAUCAUUGUUGACGGAGACGAUCUUAUUAUUGUUCAAAAUCGUCAUUCGCAUCUACCUCGCCUACGAUUGGUGAUGACUUGAUAUAUACACAUGUUUUUGUCCACCAUUCUUGUACCGUUUGAGUCUUAUUUCUCGUGUUUUAGGCUGAUUUCACGCUAGGUUGUUCUUGUUUGUGAUAUUUCAUAUCCUAGUACGUGAAUGAAGGUUUGGGAACGAGUUUGGGGUCCAUUGGACGAAGAUUGAACGUUUGGCGAGAAGUUGAGGAAGCCACACGGGCACGCCUAAAAUUCCACACGGCCAUGUGACUUGGCCGUGUGGCACCACUUUGCACGGGCAAAUCACACUGGCCGUGUCUGGGACCCCUUGUGGUCGUGUGGAAAGUCCAGGGAGCUCACAUGGCCAGACGUAAUCCACAAGACCGUGUGCCUCUGGCCGUGCAGCAUGCCUGAAGUCCACUAACCGACAAGCGGUGUUUUGACUUCCACACGGGCAUACUGGAAAGCCACACGGCCGUGUGGCCAGGAAAUUCUGGGUUUUAACCCAAUUUCGAGCCAAAGGAAAGGGGGAGCUGGGUUUUGGUUCCCAAACACCCAAGGGACGAACCCUAGAGAGAGUGAGCGACUUGGGAACAUUCUUGGAGCUGUUUUGGAGGAUUUCUUCGCCAUUGGAGCUCGGGAAUCAAGCUUGAAGAUGGAGAUUGAAGAUCUAGAUCAGAUUUCUACAGUCUCUCUCUUCUUUAUGGAGUAACUUCCCUUCACUUAGGUUUUGAGGAACCCUAGUUCCAUGUGUUAGGAUCUUUCUUGUAUGAAGUUUUGAAUGCUAUAUUGUUUGAUUAUAAUCGAUUGAGGCAUGAUUUAUUGAGUCAAUUGAAUCCUGAUCAAAUUCUCUUGAUUUCUACUUUAACCUAUGAUAGAUAGAAUCUGAUUAGGUUAAGAGAGCUUCCUUGAUUGAUAGUGGUGAAUUGGUUGUGCAAGAGUCAAUCAAUUCACUGCUUUGUACUGGAAUUCAUUCCAGUAGUGGAGAUCUGUGUGAAUCGCCUUAGCAGUCUAUCCCGGUGAAGGCUAGUCGCCUGCCAGGUAUUCUCUCUAAGAGGGCUGGGUCAGCUUAAGAGAUUCCAAGCUAAUUUAGGAUCUUCCGCAGUUUAAUCAACAGUAGAUCAACCAAAGGUAAUUGCAACUUGGACCUAAUUGAGGAACUAGGGGGAAUCAUACCUAAGUGAGUUCCCAACUUGUAAUUAGUAGAGUAGUUUAGUAAAUCAAUCCUUAAUCUAGUUUGCUAGAUAAUGAACAGAAGUUGAGUAAAAGUAACUCUAGAGAUCCGUGGAUUCGAUAUUUAUUACUUGGGCCACUAUACUGUAGUCCCUUUCAUUGGUUACACUUGGCCAUUGUUAGGUGUUGUGUUUUAGCGUGUCAAGUUUUUGGCGCCGUUGCCGGGGAACUUUAUAGAUUAUUUGGAAAGGCAAAAGUUUGUUAAUUUAGCUUUCUUUCUGUUGUUUUUCUUUUCUACCAUUGCUUUUCACUCGGGUGUUUUUGUUUUUGUUGUUGCAGAUCUGAAUCAUGAAUCCUAAUGGCUUCUCCAACCAGUGGGGGUGUCCACCACCACCCGAGUGGUAUUACCCCGAGAUGUCCUGGAGCAAUCAAGGAGGAGAAGACUAUGGAUUCGGGUUUCAUUACCACCCCCCUUACUACGGAGAACAAUCAGACCCCUGGGCAUAUCAAGAACAACCUCCUUAUCAAGAAGAAUUCCUCCCACAACCAGAAGGGGCAUCAGAUCUUGAUAUAUCUACAGCCCUCACGGGUCAUCCGGUAGAGCCAUGCUACACUCCACAGCCAGAUCCAAGCUAUCACUUGAGGCUUCUCGUGGAGCAUAUUGCUCGAGUACCUGAGAGAUCCUUUCCCGAGAUGGAUCCUCAUAUCCAGGCCAUUGCCCAAACUGACUUCUCCUUUCCCCGUGAAGCAGAGGAUACCCUUCAGAGCAUAAAGAAGCACAUAGAGGUCAUUGAGAAGGCGUGUUCAUAGUUUUCUCAAGACAACCUUUAUGCUGCCAUACAAGUAAAGGAGGAGGAAGAAGAAGGCAAUCAUGAGGAUGUUGAGGAGUAUACACAAGUUGUCACGGAAAGCUCCAAUGAUAAUCAUGAUCAAGUGUAUCCUCUGGUGGUAGAUCACAACUUUCCCCAUUUCCGCUCUGGCAUGUUGGGCUCGAGCGAGGAGAUGCAAGCUGAACUUAUUGAGAACCUUGCAUGGCGACUUGCUCACCAAUCCGUUAUGGAAGAAGAAGAGAGAUAAAGGGUGAGGAAAGAA
Linum trigynum is the source of this 2535-nucleotide messenger RNA. The record is from the annotation of a GenBank genome assembly. NCBI's taxonomy places the organism in Eukaryota, Viridiplantae, Streptophyta, Magnoliopsida, Malpighiales, Linaceae.